Molecule: messenger RNA, 387 nt
Organism: Diutina rugosa
Lineage: Eukaryota; Fungi; Ascomycota; Pichiomycetes; Serinales; Debaryomycetaceae
Exons: 1
Coding region: 1-387 (128 amino acids)
Source: RefSeq, a predicted model, not a curated record
AUGCAAGACUUACCGCCGAUUGGGGGCUACGACCCGGUGCAAUGGAAGCGCAACUUGCCCUCGCGCGGGUUCCGCGCCACCAUCUACUUCUGGGGGAUCACGGGGCUUAUCGGCUUCGGUUUCUACCGGUUGUACCAAGGGGUCACCGAGCAGAACGAGUUGGCGAGAGAGCGCCAGUGGGCGCGCUUCCACUUGGAGCCGCUCUUGCUUGCCGAGCAGGACCGCAACGUCGCCCGCCGCUUCUUUGCCGAACAGCGCCGCCGCGACGAGGUGAAACAGCUGAUGCUGCCUGAAGCUCGCGCCGAGUUUGAACAGCCGAUCUACAACGACAAGCUGAAACAAAGACUUCCCAAGUACGUCGCCGGCCCCAACCCUGCUGAUCAAUAA